This is a messenger RNA of Nezara viridula (southern green stink bug), 2014 nucleotides long. The record is from the annotation of a GenBank genome assembly. NCBI's taxonomy places the organism in Eukaryota, Metazoa, Arthropoda, Insecta, Hemiptera, Pentatomidae.
CAAGAAUUGAGCCAGAGUGUGAGAGUUGACAGUAGCUCUGAGGGUAGGGGCACUGCCGGUAACACUUCUAGAUCAGUUUGCUCCCGAUCGUCAAUAAGAGAUGGCCGCAAGAAUACUCAGCGGUGGACCGAUGCCACUUCCCGAUCAUCCCAUCAUGCAGGAUAUGAUCGACUCCUGUAAGAGGCAUGGGGAUCGAGUCUAUUUGGACGACGCAAGGACCAAGAAGCAGUCCACCUUCCGCCAAGUGCUUCAAAACGCAGGUGCAAUAAGCUCAACACUUCGAAACCUCGGCCAGGGUCCAGGAAAGGUAGUGAUAAUAUUGAGUGACAGUACUGUCGAAGCUUUAACUACUAACUUCGGCAUCUGGCUGUCGGGAGCAGCUUCUUCUUCUAUCAAUCCGAAUCUUCCAAUAGAGGAGAUUCUCUACUUUUUCAAAACCUGCAGGUGCGAAAUUGUCUUCUGCGGAGAAGAAUACCUAGAAAAAGUGGAGGAAGUAGUGUCGCGCUUGGAUUGGAGCACUACCAUAAUAUGUCCAAAUCGAAAAGAUGGAGUCCUCGAUUAUUACAAAUGUUUGGAAGAAGGAAAUAGUGCUGAAGGGAUCGUGCUGGAGGGAUGGUGGACUGGAAAAGAUCAUGCCUUGGGUGUCUUGUUCACUAGCGGAACCACUGGUUCACCCAAAGGCGUCCUUGUGAGAGACGAGGCUCUCACGUUUAACACGCACAUGAAAGAAUUCUGGACAGAUAGUUCAAUACUGCUGCUGACCACACCCAUGUAUUGGAUCUCCAACGCCCUAGUGAAUAUUGUCACUGUGUGCGCCGGGAGCAAGAUAGUUAUUGCCAAUCGGAUGUCUCUUAAGGAGGUGAUGGAGACAAUCACUGUGUACAAGCCCACUGAAUGGUUCACCGGCCCAUCCAUCAUCAUUGACUUCUGCAAGGAAGAUGACCUCGACAAGUACGACUUCUCCUCCUUCAAGGCCUUGUCCGUCGGUGGGUCGGUCCUUCUUCCCGAACAUCGGAAGAUGAUCACCGAGAAGCUGACUAACAAGAGGCACAUCGUGAGGAGCAUGUACGGCAGCACUGAGGCCGGUAUGGUUACCUUCGACCGCAUAAUACCGGAUAUCGAUUCGCCAAAAUUAGCGAGCAUAGGAAAAGUGGCUAAAGGGGUAGAAAUCAAGGUUGUAGACACGGAAACUGGGAAAAUACAGCCACCAAAUUCCAUUGGAGAGAUAUGCGUCAGAUCUAAGGGUCUUAUAAAAAAAUAUAUCAACAAGGAAAUAACUGAAGAAGAAUUAGACAAAGAUGGGUUCUGGCACUUAGGUGACCUCGGCUACUACGAUGAUGAAGGAUGCCUCUUCUACAGUUCAAGAGUCAAAGAUGUAAUGAAAUACCGAGGUCAACAGAUCGCUCCUGCUGAACUGGAAAGCAUUCUUCAGAGGCAUCCUGAUGUUCUGGAAUCUUGUGUUGUUGGUAAGACUUGUAUCGAACAAGGAGGAGACCUUCCUGCAGCCUUCGUCAUUAAAAGGCCAGGUUCCAAUCUUACAGAAGAAGAGCUUCACAAUUAUAUUGCAGAGAAUGUCAUUGAUGAGAAGAAGCUUAGAGGUGGAAUAUUCUUCAUUGAAAGCCUUCCUAAGAAUCCAGUUGGCAAAGUCCUUCGAUAUGAACUUAAAAAACUGCUUACUUAAAAACAUGUGACCUAUUAUUUGGUUAAUGAUAAUUUCAUGUCUGUGAACAAUUUUACUCACCUCAAUUUAAAUCAUUCCAGAAAUAAGAGUUGAUACUAUUAUGUAUGUACAUUGGUUAAUUUAGAAUAUAUCAGGUGUCAAGGACAAUUGUGAUAAACUAGUAUUGUAAACGUAUUAGGUAUAUUUAGUGAUAUAUUGAAAGCCAGUUGAUGAUAUUUUUGUCGUUCGAUAUUUUUAGUUUAUUAUUUGGUAUUUUAAAUAAUUAUAACAAAUAAACAAUGUUAAAUGAAUUCUUAAUUCUGUUAUAAUUUAGAAUAAAAGCGAUGAGAAAUG